UGGUCGCCGUUUGCCGGCUCGUCCUUCUCCUCCUUCGCUCUCCUUUGAUAAACACGCGCCGACGAGAGAAGAGUUUACAGAAAACGGAUUUUUUUUUAUCGUUGCAAAAAAGAAAAUUGCACCUCCAAGGACGCACGAUGGUCCUCCUAGGCGAAAUAUUUCCGGACUUCACCGCGGACACGCAAUUAGGCACUAUUAAAUUUCACGAGUGGCUGGGCGAUUCAUGGGGCAUUUUAUUCUCUCAUCCCAAUGAUUUCACACCAGUCUGCACAACUGAAUUGGCACGGGUUGCAAAACUGAUGCCUGAAUUUAGGAGAUUAGGUGUGAAGGUAAUCGCAUUGUCCUGUAACACAGUUGAGUCCCAUCGUAAAUGGAUAAAGGAUAUAAAAAGUUACGGCGAGAUAACAGAUGAGGAAUUUCCAUAUCCGAUAAUAGAGGAUCAAACUAGGAAGCUCGCUACAGCAUUGGGAAUGUUGGAUCCUGCAGAAAUAGACAGUCAGACUGGAUUACCCAUGUCGGCGCGAGCUGUGUUUAUAAUUGAUCCAGUGAAAAAGAUGCGACUAUCAAUUUUAUAUCCAGCCACUACUGGUCGCAAUUUUGAUGAAAUAAUAAGGGUGAUCGAGUCUCUUCAGCUUACAGAAAAGUAUAAAGUAGCAACUCCUGUAGAUUGGAGGAAAGGAGACGACGUAAUGAUUGAUCCAAGUGUAUCGGACAGUGAGGCCAAAGCUUCUUACAAUGAUAUUAAAACUGUGAUGGUGCCUUCUGGCAAAACGUACCUGCGUAUUGUGCCACAACCUAUAGAUGCGUAAAAGAAAACCUGUGCACUGUCGUUAAUAAUACUGCAAUUCAUUCUUGGCAGAGAAAAAUUUUCAUCAGAAUAUGGGAGUUCCAUUUAUUCACAUGCACACACGCAUGUGCAUAUAUAUAGAUAUAUAUAUAUGUUUAUGUCAUACCUGGAGAAGAACAGGCUAAAAACACAUUAAGUCACAGUUCAGUGACGCUAAAAAAAUAAAAAUAAAGAAAAUGUUCUAUAUAUUUUCAAAGAAGCUAUAUUAAAAUUCAAACUCUGCACGAGCCAUUAUUUGUAUGAUAUAAAUGUUCCAUUUAUGCUGUCUUAAGAGAUAAGCCGUUCAAUAUUUUCUUAUUAUACAUUAAAUAUAAUAUAUAAUAU
Nylanderia fulva is the source of this 1171-nucleotide messenger RNA. It is a transcript of the gene Prx6a, whose product is annotated as Peroxiredoxin 6a. Gene Ontology annotation, biological process: cell redox homeostasis; cellular oxidant detoxification. Gene Ontology annotation, cellular component: cytosol; mitochondrion. NCBI's taxonomy places the organism in Eukaryota, Metazoa, Arthropoda, Insecta, Hymenoptera, Formicidae. Gene Ontology annotation, molecular function: peroxiredoxin activity. The record is from RefSeq and is a predicted model, not a curated record.